Molecule: messenger RNA, 655 nt
Organism: Musa acuminata subsp. malaccensis (wild Malaysian banana)
Lineage: Eukaryota; Viridiplantae; Streptophyta; Magnoliopsida; Zingiberales; Musaceae
Source: RefSeq, a predicted model, not a curated record
GGGAUUAUCGCAGGAAGAGCGCAUCGGGACGGUAAGUAAGCCCUCUUCUUCGGUUAGGGUUUGGCUAAAGUUGGCUUCUUCUUCGCUGAAAUCUUGCGCGGAAAUCCUGCAGAUGGCGAAAUUGUUUUGGUUGGAGGCCGUUCUUCCGCUUGGGAUCAUCGCCGGGAUGCUCUGUGUGAUGGGCAACGCGCAAUACUACAUCCAUAGAGCUGCUCAUGGGAGGCCGAAGCAUAUUGGGAACGACGUUUGGGAUGUGGCGAUGGAGAGGAGGGACAAGAAGCUCGUGGAUCAGUUCUCUGGUGCCCAAAAUUAGGUAGUGAUUUUGCAUCAGAUGGGUCAUCUUAGAAGCAAAUCCCCCUUUGACAAUAAAUGAGCUUUGCACUUUUAAGAGCUUUGUGUUUGUUGCUUUUGUUCGGACAACUGGCCAAUUCCAGAACUCUAGUCAAGUUUGUAAUUUGAAAUUUUAGUCAAUAAUUCGGAGAGAUGACAUGCAGUUUGGUUUAACAGUUCUACUGACGGCAAUUCGGGUGUCCUGGCUAGAUCCAGCUACAUACAUUGUCGAAAACUUACUGGACUUCUUUGUAGCUUUUUUGAAACUGGUACAGUAUACAAUUUCUUGGUUGUGAUCAUGUUCUUUUUAAUUGGCCUUUUCCUG